AUGAAUAAUUUGAAUCUAACACAAAAAUUUCUCUAUCUUUCUUAUGAAAUUCUUCCAACAUUUUCUGAAGGCAAAGGAUUUGGAGGUGGAAGAAGUGGUGGUGGUGGUGGUUUUAAAGUUGGUUCUAAAGGAUCAGGAACAUUUGGUGGAGCAUCAAGUUAUAAUCAAGGAAAUAGUUAUAGACCUCCUAUGAAUCAACCGUAA
Molecule: messenger RNA, 204 nt
Organism: Rotaria sordida
Lineage: Eukaryota; Metazoa; Rotifera; Eurotatoria; Philodinida; Philodinidae
Source: the annotation of a GenBank genome assembly